This is a messenger RNA of Rangifer tarandus platyrhynchus (Svalbard reindeer), 1575 nucleotides long. NCBI's taxonomy places the organism in Eukaryota, Metazoa, Chordata, Mammalia, Artiodactyla, Cervidae. The record is from the annotation of a GenBank genome assembly.
AUGGCCGGGGUCAGCUACGCGGCGCCCUGGUGGGUGAGCCUCCUGCACCGGCUGCCCCACUUCGACCUGCACUGGGAGGCCACCAGCAGCCAGUUCCGGCCCGAGGACACCGACUACCAGCAGGCGCUGCUGCUGCUGGGGGCCACCGCGCUGGCCUGCCUCGCCCUGGACCUCCUCUUCCUGCUCUUCUACUCCUUCUGGCUGUGCUGCCGGCGGCGAAAGAGUGAGGAGCACCUAGACGCAGACUGCUGCUGCACGGCCUGGUGCGUCAUCAUCGCCACGCUGGUCUGCAGCGCCGGUAUUGCCGUGGGGUUCUAUGGCAACGGGGAGACCAGUGACGGCAUCCAUCGGGCCACCUACUCACUCCGUCACGCCAAUCGUACGGUGGCAGGGGUCCAGGACCGCGUGUGGGACACGGCAGCUGCGCUGAACCGCACAGCGGAGCCCAGCCUGCAGAGCCUGGAGCGGCAGCUGGCCGCGCGGCCGGAGCCCCUGCGGGCGGUCCAGCGGCUACAGGGCCUGCUGCAGACACUGCUGGGCUACACGGCGGCCAUCCCUUUCUGGAGGAACCCAGCCGUGUCACUGGAGGCACUGGCCGAGCAGGUGGAUCUCUACGACUGGUACAGGUGGCUGGGCUACCUGGGCCUGCUGCUGCUCGACGUGGCCAUCUGCCUCCUGGUGCUGGCCGGCCUCAUCCGCAGCUCCAAGGGGAUCCUGGUAGGGGUCUGCCUGCUGGGGGUGCUGGCCCUGAUCAUCAGCUGGGGAGCCCUGGGCCUGGAGCUGGCCGUGUCUGUGGGCUCCAGUGACUUCUGUGUGGAUCCCGACACCUAUGUGACCCGGAUGGUGGAGGAGCAUUCGGUGCUGAGCGGGGACAUCCUGCAGCACUACCUGGCCUGCUCCCCCCACGCCGUCAACCCCUUCCAGCAGAAGCUGUCGGGCAGCCACAAGGCGCUGGUGGAGAUGCAGGACGUGGUGGCUGAGCUCCUGAAGACUGUCUCGUGGGAGUAUCCUGCCACCAAGGACCCCCUGCUCCGUGUCCAGGAGGUGCUGAACGGCACGGAGGUGAACCUGCAGCACCUCACUGCCCUGGUGGACUGCCGCAGCCUGCACCUGGACUACGUGCAGGCCCUCACAGGCUUCUGCUACGAUGGCGUUGAGGGCCUUAUCUACCUGGCCCUCUUCUCCUUCAUCACGGCGCUCAUGUUCAGCUCUGUCGUCUGCAGCGUCCCACACACGUGGCAGCAGAAGAGAGGCCCGGACGAGGACGGGGAGGAAGAGGCCGCCCCAGGGCCGCGGCAGGCACACGACAGCCUCUACCGUGUCCACAUGCCUAGUCUGUACAGCUGCGGCAGCAGCUACGGCAGCGAGACCAGCAUCCCGGCCGCGGCCCACACCGUCAGCAAUGCGCCGGUCACCGAGUACAUGAGCCAGAAUGCCAAUUUCCAGAACCCUCGCUGUGAGAACACCCCCCUCAUUGGGCGCGAGUCCCCGCCGCCUUCAUACACCUCCAGCAUGAGAGCCAAGUACCUCGCCACGAGCCAGCCUCGCCCCGAAUCCAGCAGCGGCGGGCACUAG